Molecule: messenger RNA, 3931 nt
Organism: Vitis vinifera (wine grape)
Lineage: Eukaryota; Viridiplantae; Streptophyta; Magnoliopsida; Vitales; Vitaceae
Exons: 6
Coding region: 427-3774 (1115 amino acids)
Molecular function (GO): protein binding
Source: RefSeq, a predicted model, not a curated record
UGUGGGAAUUUCAAAGAUGCAUUAUCAACUAUUUUUGGAGAUAGCGAAAAUGCCAAAGGGAAUGUUGGUUUUGGAGCGGAGCAGGUUAUAUUAGUGCGGAAUGAUUCUGCUAAGGAGGAAAUUUCUAAAUAUGUUGGAAAUAAAGCUCUUGUUCUGACAAUAUUGGAGUGCAAGGGCCUAGAGUUUCGGGAUGUCUUGUUGUGUAACUUCUUUGGGUCAUGCCCUUUCAAACACCAUUGGAGAGUCUUAUAUCAGUUUGUGAAAAAGAUUAAUUUGGUUGAUUCUAAAUCCCUUAUAUCUUUUCCAAGUUUUGAUGAGGCAAAACACAAUGUCUUGUGCUCUGAGCUGAAGCAACUAUAUGUGGCAAUAACUCGUACACGGCAAAGGUUAUGGAUCUGUGAUAAUAUAGAUGAAGUUUCCAAACCAAUGUUGGAAUACUGGGAAAAGUUGUCCCUCAUUGAGUUCAGAUGUCUGCAUGAUUUAGUUGCUCAGGGAAUGCAAGUUGCAAGCAGACCAGAUGAGUGGAGGUCACAGGGUUUCAAGCUCUUCUAUGAACAUAACUAUGAAAUGGCAAGAAUGUGCUUUGAAAAAGCAGGGGACACAUACAAUGAAAAGUUUGUUAGGGCUGCUAAUCUUCAAGCGUUGGCUAAUAGUAUAUCCAGUUCAAGUCCUCAAAUAGCCAAAAAUUAUCUUAAUGAGGCUGCUGAUUUGUUUGAAGGCAUUGGCAAGGCUGAAUAUGCUGCCAAGUGUUUUUUUGAAAUGAAGAACUAUGAAAGAGCAGGUAGAAUUUAUAUGGAAAAAUGUGGGGAUCCUAAGAGUGCAGCUGAGGCCUAUGCUAAAGGAAACUUUUUAUCAGAGUGUUUGGCUUUAUGCAUUAAAGGAAGACUCUUCUACAUGGGUUUGCAGUUCAUACAGCAGUGGAAACAAAACAGUAAAGGUGCUAUUAAGGAAAGUCGUGAAAUACACAGAAUUGAACAGAAUUUGUUAGAAGGAUGUGCACGUCACCAUCAUGAGCUUAAAGAUCUCACAGGCAUGAUGAAGUAUGUUAGAGCUUUCCAUUCCUUUGAGUUGAUUCGCACUUUCUUGAGGGACUUACGUUGUCUCGAUGAGCUUCUUUUGAUUGAAAAAGAAAAGGAAAACUUUGUUGAGGCUGCAAAUAUUGCAAAGUGCAUUGGAGAUAUAUCAUUAGAGGUUGAAAUGCUGGUGGAGGCUGGAUGUUUGGAAGAUUCGUCAAAGGCUAUUCUGCAGUAUGUGUUAGUCAAUUCUCUCUGGCAACCUGGAAGCAAAGGAUGGCCUUUGAAGCAUUUUAUACGAAAGAAGGAGCUUGUAAACAAAGCCAAAGUAAAUGCUGAGAGGGUUUCAAAGCAAUUUUAUGGAUUUAUCUGUACAGAGGUUGACAUCUUAUCACAUAAACGGAGUACCUUGUUUGAGCUGAAUGAGUAUUUUAGAUCUUCCCAGAAUAAUGGAAGUGUUAGAGGUGAAAUCUUAUCUGCUCGAAAAAUCAUUGAUGCUCACCUUCAUUUAAUAAGUACCUUGGAGGAUAGGGGGAAAUCUGAUUUAUAUACCUAUCUGACAACACAUUCAGAAGAAAGAAUAUCCAGUAACCAGUUCUCCAUUGAAACUUUGGUUCACUUUUGGAAGUUUUGGAACUUCUGGAAGGAUGAGAUUGUGAAUAUAUUAGAAUAUCUCGGUGGAGCUAUUAAGAAAUAUGUGGAUUAUAAAGAGUUCUGUUUGAAUUACCUGGGUGUGCUGAAGCAGCCCAAUAAGCGAACUCCUCUUUACCUUGUGCUCAACCCUGAGGCAGAUUGGGUUAGGAAAACCGAUGACAGAUUUUUGCAAAGAAAUGGAAAAUUGGUCUUCAUUGAUGCUAGUCAGUUUGCCUCUGCUGCCAGGAGUUAUUGGUGUUCAGAAUUACUUUCUGUGGGCGUAAAGAUUUUGGAAAAUCUUGAAGCCUUAUAUCAGUUCUGUACCAGGAAUUCCUUUCCUGUGUUUUGCCAAAGCAUUCCUCUUAUUUAUAUAUUAGAUGCGACCAAUUUUCUUAUGAAGACAGGGUCACUGCACAGCUGGCAUCCUCAUGCCAAGACACUCCAAAUGUUUCUUGAAAAAUCAAGUGAGCGCUUCUUUGGCUACAUAUAUCCUCUUGACUGGCGAAAAUCAUCUACUGAGGAUAUGGUUUCUCUCAGAGAAAAUAAGCUUGCUUGGAAUUUACUUAGAGAAGUUAUUCUUAAAACCAUGAGCUUGAAGGGAAACCUUACAUAUGGUCAAAUUGGGAGGGCAGUGAUAAUUAUGCUUGGGUUAAGUAAGCUAACUGACAAAUCUGCGGAAAGCUUUAAUAAGGAUUCCCCAUGGAAAGAGUUCAUUAAGAGACUAUGUGUAAUUAAGAGAUCAGAACUGUCUUCAAACAGUUCUGCUGCUGCUCAGCAAGAACUUUCACUGAUUUUGAAGCUCCAUGGAGCUCUGGAUGAUACUUACCAUGCCAAGCGGAGGAAAGAAAUUGAUUUUAUGUCACCAGUUUGCUUCUUGUAUCUUGUGGAACACCUUUUGUUUUUAGUGUCUUAUUGCCAGGGAUACGUCUUCACAACUAAAGCUUUGGUGGUUGAAUGGCUUAUUUUCCCGCAGGGGAAGACCACCCUGAGUGCCAGUUCACUGACUGAUGUGGGUGCAUCUGAGAAGACUGAGAUAUUGGGUGACACUUACUGUUUCAUGGCCUCCAUAGUUCAUGAGCUACUUUGCGAUGUGGAGGGAACAGUGGAAUGGCUUGAAAAAUCUAAUACAAAUUCAAUGGACUAUCCAGUGCUGGUGUUAAGACUAGUUGUGAUAAUGUGUUUAAUUUGUGUGAACUCUGGAAAGCAUUUUGAUUUACUCUUUGAUUUGCUCGAUAGGAACUGCAUUAUUUCACAUCUACCAAAGCCAUUCUACGAUGCCUUUCUUGGUAGACAGAAACGCAGUUUUGUUGAAGUACUUGCUGAAGCUCUAAAGCAGAUUGAGAGUGUGCUUGUGAUAGUGAGUUGGGGAAAUAAUCAUUUUCACUUCUCUCCUGAUGCAAUUCUUGUGGAUGAUGUGGUCAACCAAAACAAAGAGGGCAUACUACGUGUAUUGUUUACGAAAAAUGUUUCAAGCCGUGGACAGCAAUCAUUGAUCUAUAGUGAUUGUGGGAAAGGGUCUGAGCCUGAUUCUUCAAACUCAUCCACUGCAGACCUGAACAUGAAGGUGAGGAAUGAAGCUGAAGGAAAUGAUCUGCAGGAGAAUUAUGAACACUUCUGUGAAAUAUUUAAUGCUCUGAAGCCAUUAGAGAAUGCAAAGGAUUCGGGCAUGGAAAAAUUCAAUUUAAAUAACCCAAGGGUGCAGGUCUUGGUGGAGAAAAGUAUCAACCUCAUAGUUGCUGUCAUGACCCAAUACUUUCAGAUGAUCCCUUGUGACAGUGAAGAUGAAAACAUGGCUAGGGAACCAAACAGGGUCCACUGCGAAGAUGGGAAUCUUCUUUGGCAUGCAAACAGAAUGGUUGAUGGCUUUAAGCAGCUUCCUUAUCUGCUGAAUGGGAGUCCAUUUUAUGCAAACAUAAUGGUUGAUGGCUUGAAGCAGCUUUCUUAUCUGCUGAAUUGGAGUCCAGUUUUCAGUGGGAAGAAUCUUGAGAAAAACAUGUCAAAUUUUCAACUACUUUUGAAGCAGUUGCAGUCAGGAAAGGCGAGGGUGGAGCCCUUCAUGAGACAGAUAUGCUUGAAGAAUGCUGCAGCUGCUGGGUCCAGGAUUACUGAAGAUAACAACAGUGGAUGAUGCUGCAGAAAUCACAGCUAGGAAUAAUGGCCCAACAAGAGAAGUGAAAAGAAAACUGGAAAUAUGUACUUGAAAAUUUUCUAUCUUCUUCAAUCAACAUUUUCUAUUUAGUGAAGAGGGAAAAAGGAAAGGGGCAGCAUUUUUUUUCCACAGUAAA